AUGUCUACUGAGCAUAUCUUUGAGAUUAGGCACCUUGAAAAUGUUGGAGAUAAGUUCAGUGUCAACUUGCAAGAUCAUAGUUAUACAUGUAGGAAGUGGCAGCUGACAGCCUUGCCAUGUGUGCAUGCAAUUUCUUCCAUGAAAAGCGGAAAUUUCAAGGUAGAGAGUUACAUACCAGAUAUGUACAAAAAAGGAAAAUAUCAGGAGGUAUACAACCAUGUCAUCUACCCUGUUAAUGACUCCAACCUCUGGGAAAGGACAGUCUAUAAUGAUGUGCAACCACCAGUUUUUAGAAAAAUGCCAGGAAAGCCAAAAAAGAAAAGGAAUUUGGAGCAAGGUGAAGUUGAUGGCACUGGUCGCAAACUAAGGAGGAAUGGACUACACAUUAAAUGCAGUAAGUGCAAAAAAAUUGGUCAUAACAAGCUUACUUGCAAGUAUCCACCAACUCAGUCUCAGGCUCAGGCUCAGGGAACUCAAGCUCAAUCUCAGACACAACUAACUUAG
Lathyrus oleraceus (garden pea) is the source of this 504-nucleotide messenger RNA. RefSeq lists its product as uncharacterized. The transcript has a single exon. Bases 1 to 504 code for a protein of 167 amino acids. The record is from RefSeq and is a predicted model, not a curated record. NCBI's taxonomy places the organism in Eukaryota, Viridiplantae, Streptophyta, Magnoliopsida, Fabales, Fabaceae. Gene Ontology annotation, molecular function: zinc ion binding.